Sinocyclocheilus grahami is the source of this 2024-nucleotide messenger RNA. Its product is annotated as cyclin-dependent kinase 18-like. Gene Ontology annotation, molecular function: cyclin-dependent protein serine/threonine kinase activity; ATP binding. Gene Ontology annotation, biological process: protein phosphorylation. Gene Ontology annotation, cellular component: nucleus; cytoplasm. The record is from RefSeq and is a predicted model, not a curated record. The transcript is spliced from 14 exons. Bases 374 to 1768 code for a protein of 464 amino acids. NCBI's taxonomy places the organism in Eukaryota, Metazoa, Chordata, Actinopteri, Cypriniformes, Cyprinidae.
AGAGAGACACAUUUACUUCCUGUAUGUGUUUAUUUUUUUUUUAUUUUCUGUUAUGUUUUCCCGCAUCUCCUCCUGUCAGAAGGCUCUCUCAUGAGCAGAAGCAGGAGGGAGUGCAGAUAGGGACGCGAGACAAACGCCUGUGCCUCUCUCUACUGCAUUCACGUGUGCUAUGCGUGCUGCAGACUAAAUAAGACACCUCCAGUUUUGGAUUAUCUGUCUGGCGGUGCGCUGACUGCUGACUGCCUCCAGACUUGAAGGCCGCCCUCCUCCUUCUCUUUCUCCUCCCUUUCACACUGAAGGAAGAGUAGAGUAGAGACGGUCUACUGUUUGCCUCCUGCAGACUCCAGCCAUUCCUGACUUCUGGUCCAGCGACAUGAAUAAGAUGAAGAACUUCAAGAGGCGUUUCUCACUUUCUGUGCCACGAACAGAGACGAUAGAGGAGAACGAGUUUACCGAACAGAUAAACCAGCUCAACAUCCGCUGCAAUGACGGUGUGGUGCCCAAUAGUCUGGGUUUACACAGCCUGCAGCCCAGUCCAGUGGCUCCAGACAGCCAGGCUCAAUCUCCCACCCAACUGCAGUACCGCAACAAAGUCCAGCACCGCCGAUUCUCCAUGGAGGAUGUAACUAAGAGGAUGUCUCUGCCCAUGGAUAUUCGUCUCCCGCCAGAGUUUCUGAAGAAGUUACAGAUGGAAAGUCCUCCACCGUGCAAACCGCUCAGCCGCAUGUCCAGAAGAGCCUCACUGUCGGACAUUGGCUUUGGGAAACUGGAGACCUAUGUGAAGUUGGGCAAACUAGGAGAGGGCACAUACGCAACGGUAUUCAAAGGCCGCAGCAAACUCACAGAAAACCUGGUGGCCCUGAAAGAGAUUCGUCUGGAGCACGAAGAGGGCGCCCCAUGCACGGCCAUACGGGAAGGUAGCGUCCUCCUCCCUGAAAGACACAACUAUGAUUUCGAGCUCCCCAGUUGUUCAAAACCCACAUUGUCACGAAGAGUAUACAUUCUAAACUGGCAAGCCACAGGCAUCUUCUUCAGCCAGCCUGAAUCACACCAUCUAAAUGAGAUGGAGUACAUAUUUAUGUUCCAGCUUCUUCGUGGUUUAUCAUAUUGUCAUUUGAGGAAGAUUCUCCACCGGGACCUGAAGCCUCAGAAUCUGCUCAUUAAUGACAAGGGAGAACUCAAACUGGCAGACUUUGGUUUGGCCAGAGCAAAAUCAGUCCCAACAAAAACCUAUUCGAAUGAGGUUGUGACCUUGUGGUAUCGACCUCCUGAUGUCCUGCUGGGUUCUACAGAGUACUCAACACCGAUAGACAUGUGGGGCGUGGGCUGUAUCCUGUACGAAAUGGCGACAGGCCGUCCCAUGUUUCCUGGAUCGACUGUCAAAGAGGAACUACACCUGAUAUUUCGCCUCAUGGGCACCCCAACUGAGGAGACCUGGCCCAGAAUCACAGCUAAUGAAGAAUUUAAAUCCUACCUGUUUCCUCAGUACAGAGCACAAGCGCUCAUUAAUCAUGUGCCCAGGCUUGACACAGAGGGAAUAGAUCUUCUUACCGCUUUAUUGCUGUACGACACCAAGCGCAGGAUUGCGGCCGAGUCAUCUCUGAGACACUCUUACUUCCUGACUCUGGGCGAGAACAUUCACUCCAUACCUGACACCUCGUCUGUGUUUUCACUGAGGGAGAUCCAGCUACAGAAGGAUCUGGGACACAAGAGCUCAGUAUUUCAGCCGCUGGGUCGAGGCAAGAACCGCAGACAAAGCAUAUUCUGAAGACAAGAAUCAAAGUGGUGUGCAUGAAGAGAUCGCCAGAACAAAACCAUUAUGAAGCAAACAACUUUUUUUUCUCCAUUCAAAACAUGCAUGCAUCCAUUCACAUACACACCAAUUUAUUAGUCUGUACUUCAGAAAACGGACUGAAUAAAAGUGAAUCAUCCUCAGUCAUAACAUGCGCUGGUUACAAGUGUAACCAAGGCUAAAACAAAUCUCUCCUGCAGUCUAUUGUAAACCUAAAAACCACACUGAUCCU